Messenger RNA from Drosophila grimshawi, 1290 nucleotides. RefSeq lists its product as uncharacterized. Gene Ontology annotation, biological process: proteasome-mediated ubiquitin-dependent protein catabolic process; regulation of proteolysis. Lineage: Eukaryota; Metazoa; Arthropoda; Insecta; Diptera; Drosophilidae. The transcript is spliced from 3 exons. Gene Ontology annotation, molecular function: ubiquitin protein ligase binding. The record is from RefSeq and is a predicted model, not a curated record. Bases 129 to 1145 code for a protein of 338 amino acids. Gene Ontology annotation, cellular component: cytoplasm.
UCGAUUGGAUUGAAAAUUUAAUCUUAUCGAAGUUCUGUCCGUCGUUAUCCAGCACCAAAUCAAUCACUUUCCAUAGGACUUGGACGGCAUUUCUCGACAGCUUUAAUAAUUUAUUUCCCUGGAAAACAAUGAGCACUCAAUCGUUGUUGAAUGCCGCCAAAAACCUUUGCCGCGAUGACAACUUUGUUGAUUGCAUUAUUAACGUGGGCACCGCAACAUUCGAAUGUCAUAAAGUUAUAUUGGCCAAUGCCUCGGAGUUCUUCAAGCGAAUGUUUUUGACUGAAUUAGGGAAUUCCGCAGCGAAAGAAUUUACCCUGGAUGACACCUCACCGAUCAUAUUUAAAACAUUUCGCGAAUAUAUUUACACCUACGAUCUAAAUAUGCUGAAUUCAUGUGACAGUGAGACAAUAAUGGAUUUGUUUGUCUGCGGCAAUCGGUGGCUGGUGCCAUCCCUAAGGGAGGACUGUCUUUCCAUUCUGACUGAACGGGCGAACACCAUGAAAAUUGAGGAUCUAAUUGCUUUAUUUGAAUUGGGACAUAUCUUCGACAAUGAGUCUCUGAUCAAACAUGUUACUUUGAUCCUAUUAAGGACUCAAGUCAAACACCUAUUUUGCAGUCGAGUUCUUCGCCUGAGCACCGAUGUCUUUGCUCAUUAUAUGGCCAUAACCAAAAAAUAUAAACGAGAGAUUCUGCGCUAUAAAAUGAUUGAAAAGUACUUGCAAUUCAACGGAUUUCUAGAUAAAAUAACCACAAUGGAGAAUAAUGCUGUCGAAGCAGGCAACGAAAAUCCUAAAUAUGGCGAAAUCGAAAUAAAUAAUAAUCGCAUAGAAAGAACCAAACUAGAUGGACACAACGUGGAUGAUGAAGUGGAAAAUAAUUGCACAAAAUCUGCAUGUGAUCUUCAAGAAAAAGAAUGCCAGAAGCUACGUGAGAAAUUUUGCAAUGAUAUAUUUGGUCAAAUCAAUUUUUCAAUAAUGUCUGGCGAGGAGUUCUACGAUGGACCCGGCAAAUCCAAAUUUCUAACAUUAGAGGAUAAAUAUGAAAUAUUAUACAAAAUCCAAUGUGGUCGCAUUCGUCGCAUGAACCAUCUAUUAAAUCAGUAUCGGGCAAGAUUACUUAUUUUUAUCGGUGAAAGGAGAUAUUGAAACUUGAAAGAAAUAACAAAAUCCACAUACUUUUUGUUGUUGAUGAAGUCUACAAUAGUAUAAUGCUUUACAAAUACAAAAAUAAAACGAAAACUUAACUUUAACUUUUCGAAAUGCUGAAAUAAAACGACAAGUUUUGACAUUU